AUGAAUUAAAAGGAAUAAAUUAAUCCAUUUAAAGCUUAUGGAACAAAGGAAGUUUGGGAUAAAAUAAAUGAAUCUGGAAAAAACAAAGAAGUAACUAUUAUUCUUAAAGAAUUAGUAUGUGAGAUUUCCAGGAAUUGGAAUUGAAUAAACCCCAUUUUAUUAAAUGUAAAAACAACAUGCAGAAAAAAAUCAAAGUAAAAAACAGGAUUUUCUAAGCAAAUUAAAUAAAUUUGAAUAUUUCCCAUCAGGAAAUUAGAAAAAGUUAGACAUUUAAGGAAUGGUAUUGUUACAUAAUAUAAAAUCAGUUUUCUCAAAUUGAUGAUGUAAAAAAAUACUAAGCAAGAAUGGAAAGGAUAGACCCUAUUAAUAAAAAUUGUAUAUUUGUUGGAUUCAUAUUUAUUAGUAUUGUAACAUAAAUUGCACAAAGCAUUAGAAACUGCUUCUUUUUUAUGGGGUGAUUAAAUGAGACAUGAUGGUAGUUUAGGGACAUUAGAUUCAAUCAACAAUUUAUUGAAUUAAUCAUAAAAGAAGUUAGAAUAACGAAAUCAAAGUUCAUAAUUUAUAUUUACAAAGGGACAUCAUAAGGUAAGGCUUGGACACGAAAUAUGA
Molecule: messenger RNA, 609 nt
Organism: Paramecium primaurelia
Lineage: Eukaryota; Ciliophora; Oligohymenophorea; Peniculida; Parameciidae
Source: the annotation of a GenBank genome assembly